GCCAGAAUGUGAUUUUCUCCAUAUAUUUCACUACUCUGUUCAUCUGUGUCUGCUGAAACAUAAAAUCCGCUUCAGAAAUACCUGAAGUAUCACAUCAACUCUACUCUGGGUUUUUCCUUUGUGUCGAGCGUUACCGUGUGCGUAUUAUGGCUCGAAACAUGCAGCCGAAUAACGGAGGUGGAGGUAGCAGUAGAUCAGGAGGCGGGGCUUCAUAUUCAACUUCUGGCGGGAGUGGAGUAGGCAGUACCGGCGGCACCAAAUCAGGCGUGUCGUCGGUCUGUGGAGGGGGGGCUCCUCCGGCAGCGGCGACGAUGGCCACGCAGCACCAAACGGCACCGGCCGCCGCCGGUUAUCAUCGAGCUGGCCAAUGGAACACCGUGAGUGCCGGACACCAGCAUCAGCCGCAUCCGGCUGCGGCAGCUGCCGCGGCUGCUGCAGCUGCAGCCGCAGCCGCGGCUGUCGUGCAGACGCCACCCACUUAUUACCAAAGGUAUACCCAACAAGCGCAGCAAAUUCCUCAACCGGCCACACAAGCUACCCCACCUGCAACCGUUGGUGUUGCGCAACCACCUCAGAACACAUACACCCCUACUAAUACGACCAACGCCAACUAUAGCAGUAAUUCGUACGCAAAUCAACAACAGCAACAGCAAAGGGUACCAACGGCCACAUCUCCAUCGAACGCGAGCAGUUCGAGCAGCCACACAGGCUGUGGGGGCGGCAGUGGUGGAGGCAUGCCCUCAGGGAUUAACGCAAACACGGGCGCAGGAGGUGGCCAGGGAGGGGGUAAUGCACCCCCUUCUAGCAACUCGUCCAGUGGAGGCGGCUCAGAGCAGUUGUCUAAGACCAACCUGUACAUCCGAGGGCUGAACCCGGGUACCACCGAUAAGGAUUUAGUGAAUAUGUGCCAACAAUUUGGCACAAUAAUCUCCACCAAAGCAAUUCUAGAUAAAAAUACGAAUAAAUGCAAAGGCUAUGGAUUUGUAGAUUUUGAAAGCCCGGCGGCAGCGGAAGGUGCAGUGAAGGCCCUAACUGCAAAAAACAUUCAGGCGCAAAUGGCGAAAGUGGGUAUUUGGUAUCACCAACGUAGACAAGCCACUCAACAGGAACAAGAUCCGACGAAUUUGUACAUAGCAAAUUUACCACCAAAUUUCAAGGAGGCUGAUUUAGAUAGUAUGCUAUCAAAAUAUGGGCAGGUGAUUUCCACGCGCAUCCUGCGCGACUCAUCUGGCGUGUCGAAAGGCGUCGGCUUCGCGCGCAUGGAAAGCAAAGAGAAAUGCGAAUAUAUCAUCCAGCAGUUCAACGGCAAAGCUUUGAACGGUUCCAAGGACCCUCUGUUGGUGAAAUUCGCUGACGGGGGCAACAAGAAAAAGAACCUUUAUAAGAGCAACGACAAUGCGAAGAUGUGGCGCGAGAGCAGUGAUGGGAUUGCUGCAGUGGCGUACGAUCCUGCUGCGUUGGCGCCCAAUGGGGUGGCAGGGCAGCCUAUGAUGCCAGCGUUGGCCAAUUACAGGACAUUCAGUCAGUUCCCGUCGUACCCAGGAACUCAGUGGCCUGUUCAAUACCUAAUGGCCCCUCCGAUUCAGCAAGUGGACGACAGCUACAACCUGUCUGGCCACAUGGCCGCCGCCCAAUAUAAGAGUGACGGACAAGCCACGAGGAGUAUUCCGCUUAUGAUGCCUUCUACAGAAGCUGCAGUGCCCUAUCACAGCAUGUUACCUCAGAUAACCACCCAAAUGGGUACGAUGCAGCUUAGCAGUUCGUACAUCUCGCCGCAGUACUCGUACUACCACCCUUCAAUCCUUCACGCAGUACCGGUGGAGUCCGAACACACGUCAAACGCGGCCAGUCCGGACGACCCCUACCAGCAGUACCAACCGCCGCCCAAGUAGUUCGGUACGACCUUUUUCAGUGCCAGUCAUCAUCCUCGGGUCAACAUUGGUCGAUGGUGAUUGCGCAGGGUCCGACCUUUGCUACUGGUCAACCUCACACUAACAUUGAUUAGUGAUGAUUGGGCAAGAUACUACUUUUGGUGCCACUCAUCAUCCUCAGAUUAACAUGUAUCGAUGAUAAUUGCUGCACUUUUGAUCUUUACGAUCUUCACACUAUCCUUGAUCGAUGAUGAUUGGGUAAGGUAGGAUCUUAGGUACCAUUCAUCAUAUACACACAGCAUCCUUGCGACCUGUUUGAAAGUUGCCGCACGGAUUUUAAGUUUUGUAGGUGUUAAGCUAUGUCGAUAUGUCGAUCCAAUGUAAGGUUUUAGAUGAGGCGAAAACCCCGUGGGACUGGGAGAAAUUUUCCAACUAAUUUUUUUUUCAUAAUACGUUUUUUGGGUGACCAUUAAUAUAAAUCAAAGAGUUGCCGGGCGGUAAUUUGGUGCUAAUUCCACUAAACAAUUUUUUCAAAAUCAUUAUUAAAUUGGUUAUUUGUAUUUUUCACACCAAACAAGGUUUGUUGUAUCAUUCUGAACAAACAAGGUCCUUGCCAAUUUUUUUCUGAAGCUGACCGUUUUCGAAUUAUGAAUGAUUGCGGGUCUGAAAAAUCAUAAAAUAUCCAAGAAAUUACUAUUUUUACGGUUGCCAAGUGUCUAAAUUGAAGUUCAAACCUUCACCCAUGAGAUCUGAGGAUUUUUUUCGCUUAGUUUAUUUUAAUCAUUAUAAUUCAAUGCCUUAAAAUAUACUCAGUCCAAAGUAUUCCUCGGGUCUUCUAUAUGACAAAAUUUGAACCUUAUUUUUGAUAGGUGGCAACCUUAAAAAUAUCAAUUUUUAACUGAUUUUCUAAGUACUGAAUGUGGCUAUUUUUAUGGGUUUUCAGCCUAUACAUCGUUUAUAAAUCGAAAAGGAUCAAGUUUUGAGAAAAUUUAUCAUGGAUGUUUUUAUUCAGGAUGAUCCAAAACACCUAAAACAUCCUGUAGCGAAAAAACAGUUUAUUUUCAAAUAGUUGUUUAAACAAAUUUACAGCGGGUUACAGCCCAGCAAUCUCUUGAUUCAUGUUAAGGAGCAUCCAACAAAAGUGAUAGUGAAAAAAACGAGGUGGAAAAUAACUCGCACAUAUGCGAAGUUUUCGCCUCGUCAAUUUUAAAAGGAGGUUCGAAAUUUUUCCAGGACAGCCGUAAAAAUUACGUGACAGGUAUCCUUUUCUACCAGUUUCAAAAAUGAAAUCUCCUGCUUUGAUUUUGAUGAAAUUGUUUUGAAACAAAAAGUGGAAAUUGAUCUAUACAUCGACAUUGCUUUUAACACUUGAAGAUUUGUGUUGUCUAGAGUAAAGACGCAUCAAAAUGCGCAUAUAGUUUGAUAGAUUAGAUUUAUAUAUGAAUUUAAGACUUAUCGGCAAUUUUUGAAAUGGGUAGAUUUAGACUCUAUUUUUGUUCUUGGUUGGUUACCAAAAAAUGUAACCCGAGUCUGUACGAUAGUUUUUUUGCUGCUGAUGAUUUUUGUUUUAUUUUUGUAAUACAUUUAUUGUUUUCUUGGAUAUAUUUUACAAUUUCUUAUUGUUAAAAACAAAAAAAGGACUGAAACUAUGUGUAAAGUAGAUAUUUUUGAUACAGUAUGUUCCUAGCAUGAAAACUGAAUUGUAUUGAAAAUAUGUCUUCUGACGACAUCUAUGUAAGAAAUGAAUCAGUUUUUCUUUGUCCGUGAUAGAAAACGGUGGAAAACGAACAUUUUUGCUGCAUUGUCAGAAUUUAAUGAUCUAAUGGGAAUUGUUUGAUGAAACAUCUUAUUUGAGUGAAAGUAAGUCAUAAACAAAGUUUCAGUGGUUUUCUGGAAAAUAAUCCACACACAUAUUAAAAUGCUAUCUAUCCCAGUUAGUCUGAAAAUGUGAUAUAGUAGAGUUUUUUAUAUCAAGCACUGGUGAUAACGCAUAUUACUUUACCAAAAAUGUAUAUUUUAGAGAUAGAAACCAGUCUUUAGGUACACAGUUGCAUAGAAAAUGGUCGGUAAAAAUCCUAAAUAUAAAUAUAUUUACAAAGCGUGCCAUAUAUAGUAAAGUUAUCAUAUAAGUGAUGCUUUACAAUUAAAUGAUUCCUCCGAAUAUUUAUAUUGCUGAAUGUAGUUUUUUCCAAGUUAUGCGAGAAAAAUAGAACAACACAAUAGCGGCAAAAAUAAACAUCAAAUCUACAGGGUAAAAAAGACUGCACCCAGUAAUACCGUAGAAGCCCACCUAAUUCAAAACCAGAGCGAUAUCUUAGAACGCAUGUGUGCCUUUUUAGUGCAAUAUAAUACUUACGAAGCCACAAAAAACAAAAAAUUGCCAAGUUUCUUGGAUUAACCAUAUUUGAUAAUGUGAGACAUUUAGGGCAAAUUAUUUUUAAAAUUGCUGACUGCCUGCAGUAAGUUAACUGUUAUUAUUGAUCAACAUAUUCUACCUGAAGAUAGCUAACUCAAUGCUAUUUCGAUAUCCAAAAUAUUAUCCGAGAUGGAAUGAGAUACCAUGUCGUCCUCUGGGAGAAUUUUUCACAACUAUGUUUCUCCUCAUGGCGCUGUAACCAACUAUAUAAGCAUAUAUUUGUAGUUGUACUUAUAAGUUAUAUCAAAACAGAGAGAGAGAGAGAGAGAAAGAGAGAGUUUAUAGUAGUUAUCAAAGAUCCAAAUUCCUGAAAAAUAUUUAUUAUACUUUUUAAUAUCAUAUUAUUUGAAAUGUCAAUGCAGCAAAACUGACCAAGAGUACAUCAUUUUGAAGCGACUGUAAUAUCUGUAAAUAUCCUCAAGACGCACUUUCUUACAUAGAUCAAAGAAAUACCAACAUACUUAGCAGGAAAAGGAACUAGUAUAGAGACCGUAGUUGAACAGGAUGUAAAAAGUGAAUGUGGAGAAGAACGACUUUCUACAUACAGUAUGUUACCUAUAACCCUGUGCAACUCAAUAUUCAUAGGGAGUAUAACAUCACGUCUCCAGUCUAGGUAUGCAAUAUCUAGCAAGUGUGCGUUUACAAUGUGAUGUUUGACUUGUAUAAUAUUAUGAGUAACAUGCUGUAUAUACAGCAGUAAAAACGUGUAUUGAUCUUCCCAAGCCGUUAAGGCAUAGAAUAGGUAAAUUAGUAUUUUAUUUUUUGACGAAGAUCUACAUAGAAAUAUAGGUAGUUGUUAAAAAAGCUACGCAAGAUUUGCGAUAAAACUGCUCAUUGUAAUCAAAUAACUUCUUCCUAAAAUAAAUGAACAUCUUUCAACUAAAACUUCCACUAUCAAAUUAUAUUAUUUUCUAUUUAUUUUUCGAUUAUUGCCGUGCUUAAUUUUUUCGAAUGUUUCACCCCUCAUACCAACAUUAUUUUCCGGAGACCUGAAGACUUCCAGUAUGUGAUAUUCUUUGUUUUUGUAGUUUCAUUGUCGUCUCAUAUCUUAUAGUUUUGGUCUUUCACGUUGGAUGUUUUCAUAAAGGACACUUUAUGACAUUGAGAUUUUGUAUAGAGUGCUUGCCAAAGUCGUUUUCCCUUUCAGAUUUCCGUAUCUACAAGAGAGAGGAGCGCGGCUGUAACUCCUGCCCCACUCUCAUUGUCAGGAAAUGCGGUGACGACGCUUAUAUGUCGUACUCUCUCUAACACGUUUCUCUCGCUUCUAUCUCUUGUGCACAUGGAAAUCUAAAAAGGAAAACGACUUUGGAAGGCUGUAUACCUAAUGUGUUUGACAGUAUUUUUGUGCCAAUCUGAAUAUAUAAUUUUUCUAUAUAUUAUAUAUUUUGAGAUCAACAAUGGGAUAGUCCUAUGUAUCUACAAUGAUAACAGAAAAAUAUAGCAAAAAUAACAUAUGACUAAAGUUUUAUGAAUGGUUAUAAAAGACAAAACUUUUGGUGUUUUUGAUGCUCGAUUUAAUAACUAAAACAUUACAAAAAUCUCAUGAUUCUCUCAAUAAAUUAUUUAUUAUAUUGUUUCAGAUCGCUGUUCGAUUCUUUGUUGUUGCUAUAGGAUGAAAAAAAUCAUGAAUUGGAAAUCUUACCCGGUACAAGGUUAAAGCUUUACACUAUUUAUAUAUGUAUUCACAAAUUCAGAAUUGGUCUGCUUGGUGAAACAUCUUUUGCGAAAUAAUAUAUUCGGAAAUGAUUUAUACUAAAAUCCUUACUUAUAACGCGACAUUCCAAUGUCCUAAUGUACAUUAAUUUUUCUUUCAUUUAACUUAUUUAAAGAUGGAUUUCGUAUUAAAAUGUCUCCCUAUUGACUCUGUACAUUGGCCACUUGAAGUGCUAGUGUCACUCUUCUGUAUGUAGGAAAUACAACGUCACAGUAACAAGUGAAAAAAUAAAAGUGUCGGUCAAAUGUUGUCAAUUUUAAUGGGUAUUUAUACACUAAGUUACUUGACACCUAUUUAGCUUUCUGCAAUAUUUGAUCAAUGUAUUCUACCUGACAAUAGCCAACCAUAUACAGUAUUUUAGUGUCCGAAAAAGUAGCUGAAGACAAAAAGGAAAUCAGCAUCUAGUAUGAAAAAAGUUAGGGGUCAAUUCUGCUACUAUCUUAUAUAUGGCGCUAAGAUUUUCAAUUCCUUUUGGCGUGAAAAAAAAAAUAAAAAUCCUAGUACUAUCUAAGUGACAAUAUAAAGAACCAAACACUCUUAACUCCUUUCAAAGUUAAUUUCUCAAAUAAUUUUUGUGUUCUGCUACUGAUUCAUAAAUGGCGCUAGAUCCUUUCAAAUUUUUUAUAAUAUAUGGUUUUGUAUCAUCAGAUAGUAUCCAUUAAUUACUGCUUAAAUUUAACGAAAGACGGUGCGAAAUUUGAUACCGGCUGCGAGAUCUAAUACUAACAGAUUUUCAAAUAUUUAUGACGAUUGUUUUAAGAUUGGCACGAAAUUGCCCAAGAUUGUUCGAUUUUGAAAUCGACAUUAAUUUCUUCGCUUCACUUGUCAUCUUCCAUAACCUAGUUACUUUUGUCAGUUUAUCAAUUGCUUUUUCUCUAUAUGGAAGUGCGAUGAUAACGUUACAAGUGGCCAUUGUAUAGAGCCAAUUUUUUUUUUGUACAGUUGGUUUAUAUGUAUAUGUAUAGUGCAAUUUUUGUUUUAUUUUCUAGAUUUAUUUAUAUUAAAGCUGAAAAGAUACAUGCAUAUAUAUAUAUUAUGAUCGGGAUUCUUUUAGAAUGGACUGACAUUAUAUUUAUUUAAAAAAUGGUGACUCAUUUAGAGACACUUCAUAAAAGAAACAAUCAACUCUUUUCGGGUUAUCUUCUUAUCGGAGGAAAGAAGCAUUUUUGUCUUUAAGUUUUUGAAGACUUACUAUUUUUAUCUUAUCAAGGGCGGAUCUAGAAUUCAUUUUUUGGGGGAGUGGGGCGGCGGCGACAAGGGAAAUGUUUGGAUUUGUGAUUAUGUGUUAGUGAAAAAUCAUUUUAUUGAAAAUGCGAAUAUAAACAGCAUUUUUAGACAUUAAAAUCGAUAUUUGUCAAUUUUAGGAAAUCCAACAAACUCUUUUUCUACAGGCUCAUUUCAAAAAACUCUAGGAAUUUAAUAAAAAUAGCAAGCAUUUCAACCUACCAUAAUUCUUGUCCAAAAACAAAAUGUUGUAAAAUGCUCUCAUAGCCAUUAACUUCUACAAAUGGUUUGAAACACUACACCUCAAAAGCGGCAGCUCCAUUCGAACCUGUGUACUUGUGAGAUCGUUUGAUUGCUUAGUAGGUGCGUUUUCCAUCUUAGCUGAUUAAUACAAGGUCGCACGUGAAAAUGAGCACUCCCUGGUGAUGAAGCCGUGUCGGAAAGCGCGCCAAAUUUAAAUAUUAAUUUUUCUUUGGUUUUACUUGAUCGCCCAGUUGAUGGUUAUCGACCAGCAUCAUAGUUUUUGUAUUCCCUGUCGAUUAAUCACGUAAAUAUCACACCGUAAACAAAUAUCUCAUUCAUGGAAAUUUGUCAUGGAUUGUAUUUUCGGUUAGGUUACUGUCGAGUUUUCUAUAAACCAUCUGAUUCAAAGUAUUUAUAGGUUAUGUUUAUUACUACAAAUUACAUUGAAACUUUCGAUCAUCACACUGAUAAGUUGACAAUCAAUGACAGUUAAAACAAGUUUUUGCCGUUUAAAGUCGGGCUGACCAAUCAUAAAAGGGUUGGCUGGUCACAAGUAGCAAUUGGUGAUAUCACUCCAAUAACGUUCCGUUUCAACAUUUUAAAUUUAGCGCGCAUUUUUGAUAUUUUCUAUUAAUUAAUACUUGCAAGUAGCGCUCAAGUAUAAAGUAAGGUAGAAGGCAUCAUUCUGUAACAAUAUAGACUGUACAUAAAAAUAAUUGAGCGAUAUUUGAAUUCCAUGCACCUUCUCUAUUAACAUUAACCAGUUAAAUAUUUUUUAAAGCGCCAGAGUAAAAAAUACCUAUACGUAUAUUUUUUCUUUUUCGAUGGUCUUUGAAUGGCAGGACUUUCCCCAGUGAUUUUUAAAAAACGAAUUUUAUGGACGCUUCUUUCGUUUGAUAACGAUGAUAACCCGACAUAGUUGAUCCUUUAUAUUAUCUUUUUUUUAAAAGUGCCUCUAACUGGACCACCCAUUACUUGUUCCAGUAGAUUGACUGGGCGAGAUGAGCUGUGAUUUUGUAUUUUUUCAGUCAUAUAUGUAUAGUCGUAUGUAAGGAUAUGAAAGGUCGUCUAUGGGUUUUACUCAGUUUCUCUGCUGGAAUCACAUGCGUAUUUGUUUCUAUUUUUGAUGAAGACAUAGCCUUCAAGGAACGUUUAGACAGAUGUCUGGUGUGCAUUUAUCAACUUGGCUCAUCCAUGCCGAUUGAUGAUGAAUCUUUCACAGAUUGGAUUUUACACAACAUAAUCCAGGUACUUCAAUCAUUUGGUGCUAAACAUGGAAAUUUACAGAAAAUUUUAAAGCUGACAUUUCUGUACACCAUAACAAGAAACUGGAAAUUUCGGAAUUAGCUGUCAAAGAUUUCCGGGAUCAAGUUAAAAAUAGGCUGUUGUGGUGUUUAUUUCAAAUGCAAGUAACAUGUUUGACCUGUUUAGUUUAUUUUAUGUAAAAAAAGGAAUUUCCUACAACAUUUCCGACAAAACCUGUUUUUGAGUGCUGAUUUUUUAAUGUGACACUUGAAACGCAACAGAAAACUUGAAAAGAGUUUGUAAAACCUACAGAAAUAUUAUCUUCGGAAUUUUUAACUAAUUAACUUUUGAAAAAUUCUCACGUUGGAGAUCCCAAUGAUUGACCUAAACUAAUGAGAGCUUAAAUGUGUUUCCAAAUCACAAAAACGUUGACGGUUUAAUCCCAAAUUCCAAACUUCAACAAAUAUUUUGUACUCUCUAAGAUUUUCCCUGGAUUAUUUUUUCUAACAGCAACUCUUAUAAACAAGGGGCGUCCAAUUUUUGGUGCCUAUCAUUAUAGCGUAAUUUGAUUAAUUGGUCAUCCAUGGGAAUUUACUAUGAGAAUGGUUUUGAAGUGGAUAGCAGAUUUAUUCACGAAAAUUUAGGGUUGUUGGAAUUUAAUUUCAUAUUUUUUGAGACAGUAGCUUCAGAGAAGCAGCACUUUUUCAAAGUUGUUUAUGCUACAGAAAAUUUCGUACUCACUGACGGGGGAAUGACUUUUAAAACUAUGUAAUAUCAAUACUCAUAAGGAAUGAUAGAAAUUCUAGUUUUCAGAUAAAUCGUAACAUUUUGUCUAGAUUAUUUAUUCUAAUGCUGCUACUGUUAUUUUUUUAAAUUGGUUGGAGAUUCAAUUAAAAAGAAAUGUGAAGAGUGGAUAAAUGACCAUAUACCAGACAAAUUUGCUUCUGGAACACGUUAACAAAUCGUGCCUUUUCAGAUUGUCCACAGGGAUAUACUGAAAAAUAUUUCAAUAUAUUUUUUUAUCUUGGUGUAUUCUUAAAAAACCGUAAACCAAAUUUUUAACUUUAUAGUUGUUUCUGUGUUGUAGAAUUUGUAAAAACACACGGAACCCAAAGGAAGACGCAUCCAUUUUUUCAUCAGAAUGUUUCAACUCAAAGACGCAGAGAAACAUAUUCUAACAGUUCUGUUUGUGGUGAUCUUUAAAACGCCGACUAGAAUGACAACUAUCAAAUAUACACUGAAAAUACAUGAUCUUGUGAAAAAAGGAUAGCUCUCCCUUGAUUCUGUUUAAAGGUUCAUCUUUGUAUUGCGUUUAGAAUUUGUGGAGGCCAGGGUAGAUUGAACAAGGCACAGCUCUAUAAAUCUGCUUUUGCAGAGUGUCUUACAACCCUCCAUCCAAUUUUGUGUGUAUCAUAGCCUAAUCGUUUCUAGAGGAGUUCUCUUAGAGAACUGGAUGAAUCCAUUUUUCUGCAUUCUGUCACUUCUAUAUGUUUAAUCUUUGAAAAGUACUUAUUUCUAUAUCUACACACUUGUACAAAUUGAUUGACGCCUAUUAUAUCAGGGAAAAUUGAAGCAAUUGGCAACACCGCAAAUUGUGGGGUAGAUGAUCAAGGCUUUCAAAGAUUGAACUUGUAGAAGUGUUAGUAUGCAUAAUUUUUGCCCUUUGCCUUGCUUUUUAUACACUCACUAAGUUCAUGUCAAUAGUGACAAUAAAAUACAUUAUCUUCAGGAAGUGAUAGAUCAGAUAAUAACAAUACAUGUUCACUAAAAAAAAAGAAACAAUUAUACAUCCAUUCUCUUAUCAUUCACUUUCGUUCCAAUUCCAAAGAAGUGAGUCAUUUAAAAAACUGUUGAUUUCUUUUUUGUGCCUGUGUCAUCAUAUAUUUUUUCCAAAAAGUGUAUGUAGUCGUAAUGCCCUUCAAUAAGGAUCAUACGAGAAUAAAGGGCUUUGCGUUCAUAGAGACCUAUUUCAUGGUCAAACAGUUAUGAUGGACCACUUUUGAGAGCCAAGUGAUGGAGAAUGACCAGAAAGUUCGAAUUCAUCUCAUUUCACGUUAAGUGAGCAUCAGUAUAAUUAGCAAAACAAAGUUGAUAGCUGAAACCAAAUAUUGUAUGGACACCUAUUAUGAGGUUUAAACAGGUUAACUGAUAUGAAUCAGUUUUAUUUUCUUACAUUGGAAACCACGUUUGAUGGUGUAACUAUUUUUUAGUCAGGAAAAUAUCGACGUUUUCGAUCAGCGACUACCUAUUUGAUUGGAAGAGAUUCCAAUUUGUAAAAAGUAUGCGGAAAGCAUUUAGUUAAGGUUAGCUUUUAGCUAGUAGAUUAGUAAAUUAGCUAUAGGGAUAGGAUAGUUAGGAUUAAGUCAAAGUAAGUAGAUUAGUCAUAAAGGGUAAGAUUAAAUUAAAUCAGUUUUUUGGCUGAAUCAUUUGUAUGGUUUUUAGUUAGUGUUUAUACAUAGAUAUUUAUAAUGCUGAGGGAUUAGUCAUAUUUCACGGCAAUAUCCACUUUUUUUGAUUUCCCACUGAGACAUGGCCAACCCUCAGACAGUGUUUUUAGUCAAGAAGGUGCGUGCCUACUUAUGUUUCAGCCGAUAAUGAAUACAAAAAACUGACAAAAAAAGAUUAGCAUAACUGAAUGUUUUUUAUUGUUAUAAGUUUAAAGUGUAUGUUUUUUGUUUUCCCUUUUUUCUAUUGUAAGUCUUUUGUGUUGGUAAAUAUAAAAAUUCAAAAUGCAA
Acanthoscelides obtectus is the source of this 11448-nucleotide messenger RNA. The record is from the annotation of a GenBank genome assembly. NCBI's taxonomy places the organism in Eukaryota, Metazoa, Arthropoda, Insecta, Coleoptera, Chrysomelidae.